AUGGCAAAUCGUAUCUACGAACUCGCCCUAGCGGACACAAUGCAACAACUUGAUGGUGGUCGGAUCCGUCUAAGAUACGAGUUACUCAAGCUCAUUCACAUUGACAUGCAGCACACCAUCAUGGACCGUUGCCCGACGACUGAGGAACUCAAGAGCUGGCAGGUCAAGUUAGAUGAAUACCGGAUAGCAGAGCAUGGAAAGCGCAAAUACUGGGGUCUUGUCCAGACUUGUCAAUUAUUGCGUCAGGAGUUCCGCCCUCUACAACAUAGAACUCUACCUUUCACCAUCUCAGCGCAGUAUCUUGAUCGAUACCUUUGCGAUUUUGGCACAACAGAGGAUGCAUUGGCUCUUGGAAAGUCGCUCAAGGCUAUCGUCAAGCGACCCCUCAUUUCGGAUGUGGGGUUGGAUAUCCUGCCGCUGCUGAGAAAGCUUUCCAAGCAACGGGGGUCGCUUCCUUGGCUUACUGAGCCUUACCUUGGAAACGAAAGCCGUUGGAAUACUAGCGACCUGCUCACUGCUUUGGUGAAAAGUUGGGCCAAACCGCCAAAGGGUCUCGAGGCCGUUGAGCGUGACAUUGCCUCUGUCACUCUGACAAUGGGCAAUGUCCACGACACCCCCGGCGCUCGUAACCGGCCAUCUCUGAUCAUUGGACUACGCUGCGCCUGUUUCAUCGAUCUCACGCCUGAUGAGAAAGCCGCAACCAUGCUCGGGUUUAUCAAGGCGACCGGGAUGGAGAAAUUUCGUCACUUCAUCACGGAGUUCCGCUGUUGUGGAAGGCGCUACACAUGGCAAACGCCUGGAGGUCAGUCCGGGGCAACCGAAUCAUCGAUGCAGAUCUCUGAAGUCCAAGACGAGGAUUAG
Alternaria incomplexa is the source of this 861-nucleotide messenger RNA. RefSeq lists its product as uncharacterized. The transcript is spliced from 2 exons. NCBI's taxonomy places the organism in Eukaryota, Fungi, Ascomycota, Dothideomycetes, Pleosporales, Pleosporaceae. Bases 1 to 861 code for a protein of 286 amino acids. The record is from RefSeq and is a predicted model, not a curated record.